AUGGCAUCCGUGAUGCUGGCCCAGACACUGCUGGGAUGGGUGUGUCUUGCUGCUGUCCAGGUGACAGGCUCACAAACUGGGACUGGUGCGUACCAACCGAGCCGCUUCACCGGGGAAACUGAACAGAGGGAAGCCCAGAGGGUUCGCCGCAGAGGCCAAGAGACACUCCGAGGACCCAACGUGUGCGGCUCCCGUUUCCACUCCUACUGCUGUCCUGGCUGGAAGACUCUGCCUGGAGGGAACCAGUGCAUUGUUCCAAUCUGCAGGAAUUCUUGUGGAGAUGGUUUCUGCUCCAGACCCAACAUGUGUACCUGCUCUAGUGGACAGCUCUCCCCCAGCUGUGGAGCCGGAGCUGGAAUUCAGUCCUGUAACAUCCGGUGUAUGAAUGGAGGCAGCUGUGCGGAGGACUCGUGUUCCUGUGCAAAGGGUUACACUGGGAACCACUGCGGACAACCGGUCUGUGAGAGUGGCUGCCAGAACGGUGGGCGCUGCAUCGGGCCCAACAGAUGCGCCUGUGUCUAUGGUUUCACUGGCCCGCAGUGCGAGAGAGACUACAGGACCGGACCAUGUUUCACUCAAGUCAACAAUCAGAUGUGUCAGGGGCAGCUGAGUGGCAUCGUCUGCACCAAAACGCUGUGCUGUGCCACCAUUGGUCGAGCCUGGGGUCAUCCGUGUGAGCAGUGUCCCGCUCAGCCUCACCCCUGCAGGAGAGGCUUCAUACCCAACAUCCGCACUGGAGCAUGCCAAGAUGUGGAUGAGUGCCAGGCUGUCCCGGGGCUGUGUGCUGGAGGGAACUGCAUCAACACUGUGGGCUCGUACGAGUGCAAAUGUCCCGCUGGCCACCGACAGAGCGAAACCAGCCACAAGUGUGAAGAUAUUGACGAGUGCAGCAGCAUCCCCGGAGUGUGCGAUGGAGGGGAGUGCACAAACACAGCUGGAAGCUACGUGUGCACCUGUCCGCGAGGCUACAUCACCAGCACAGACGGCUCCAGAUGUGUCGAUCAGCGCGUGGGCACCUGCUUCUCCGCUCUGGCAAACGGCCGCUGUGCUGCUGAGUUGACGGGGCAAUACACAAAAAUGCAGUGUUGCUGUGACACGGGACGCUGCUGGGCUUUGGGUGCCAUUCCAGAGAUGUGUCCCGUCCGCGGCUCUGAUGAGUUCAGGCGCCUGUGCAUUGUGGGCGUUCCUCAAGGCCACGGUCUCCCUCACGUCUAUCCCAACGGACACUUCCCCAACGGCAACGGAAACGGCAACGGCUUCCACUAUGGCUUCAAGUUCCCCAGCCUCCCCAACGGGAAUGGCGGGAACGGUGGAGGGGGAGGCUUCGGAGGGAACGGAGGUGGAUUUAAUGGGAAUGGAGGCAAUGGAGGAGGUCUAAACCACCAGCAAAUUGGCACUGUCUCUGUGAAUGACACUGUGGACGUGUGCAAGCACUUUACAAACUUGUGUUUGAACGGGCGCUGUAUCCCCAACCUGAACAGCUAUCGGUGUGAAUGUAACAUGGGAUACAAGCGGGACAUACGCGGGGAGUGUAUUGAUGUGGAUGAAUGUGUGAGCAAUCCUUGUAUCAACGGAGACUGUGCCAACACACCGGGGUCUUAUCACUGCAAGUGCCAUGAAGGAUACCAGGGAACCCCCACUAAACAGGCCUGCAUCGACAUUGAUGAAUGCAUUGUGAAUGGGGUGAUGUGUCGCAACGGCCGCUGUGUCAACACUGAGGGAAGUUUCCAGUGCAUCUGCAACGCUGGCUUUGAGCUGACGCCUGACGGGAAGAACUGUAUUGAUCAUGACGAAUGUGCGACCACAAACAUGUGUCUCAACGGAAUGUGCAUCAAUGAAGACGGAAGCUUUAAGUGCAUUUGCAAACCAGGUUUUGCACUGGCACCGAAUGGACGCUACUGUACUGAUAUCGAUGAGUGCCAGACUCCGGGCAUCUGCAUGAACGGCCGCUGUAUAAAUUCUGAGGGCUCGUUCCGCUGCGAGUGCCCGCCCGGCUUGGCCAUUGACGUGGACGGCAGGGUGUGUGUGGACACUCACAUGAGGACCACCUGCUACGGCGCCAUUAAAAUGGGAACCUGCUCUCGGCCUUUUCCUGGAGCCGUGACUAAAUCUGAGUGCUGCUGUGCCAAUCCUGAACACGGCUUUGGGGAACCGUGCAAUCCCUGUCCUUCCAGAAACUCAGCCGAAUUCCAAGCUGUAUGUAGUAGUGGUAUCGGCAUAACAGCGGACGGCAGAGAUAUAAAUGAGUGUGCCCUGGACCCAGAUAUUUGUCAAAAUGGAAUCUGUGAGAAUCUGAGAGGAAGUUAUCGCUGCAUCUGCAACAUUGGUUAUGAAUCUGAUACGAGCGGCAAAAACUGUGUCGAUAUCAACGAGUGUCUGGUGAACCGGCUUCUGUGUGACAAUGGCCUGUGCAGAAACACUCCUGGAUCUUACACCUGCUCCUGUCCCAAAGGCUUCGUCUUCAAACCAGACUCUGAAACCUGCGAGGAUAUCAAUGAGUGCGAGUCCAGCCCAUGCAUCAACGGAGUGUGUCGUAACGUGGCCGGGUCCUUCAACUGUGAGUGCUCUCAUGGCAGCAAACUGGAUUCCACCAACACCAUCUGCGUGGACAGUAUGAAGAGCACCUGCUGGCUAACUAUUCAGGACAAUCGUUGUGAAGUGAACAUCAAUGGUGCCACACUCAAGUCUGAGUGCUGUUCCACGCUGGGAGCUGCCUGGGGCAGCCCUUGUGAACCCUGCGAAAUUGACACUGCAUGCUCUCGUGGAUUUGCCCGCAUGAAAGGUGUUGUUUGUGAAGACAUUAAUGAGUGUGAGGUGUUCCCUGGCGUGUGCACAAAUGGCCGCUGUGUGAACACUCAGGGAUCGUUCCGCUGUGAGUGUACCGAGGGCCGCACCCUGGACGGGACUGGGCGCACCUGUGUGGACAUGCGUUCGGAGCAGUGCUACAUGAAGUGGCAUGAGGAUGAGUGUGGGGCCCCGCUGCCUGGAAGGUACCGCAUCGACAUGUGCUGCUGUUUAGUGGGCGCGGCCUGGGGCAUCGACUGUGAGGAGUGUCCCAAAGAGGACACUCCUGCAUUCAAAGCCAUCUGCCCCAGAGGGCAGGGCUUCGCCAACAGAGGAGACAUUCUGACAGGCAGAUCUUUCUACAAAGACGUGAAUGAGUGUAAGGUGUUUAAUGGUAUUUGCACCCAUGGCACUUGCCGGAACACCAUUGGAAGCUUUAAAUGCCGCUGCAACAGUGGUUUUGCACUGACAGCCGAGGAAAGAAACUGCACCGACAUUGACGAGUGCCGCAUUUCCCCUGACCUCUGCGGCCAUGGAACCUGUGUCAACACUCUUGGAAGUUUUGAGUGUGAAUGUUUUGAGGGCUACGAGAGCGGAUUCAUGAUGAUGAAAAACUGCAUGGACAUUGAUGAAUGUGAGAGGAACCCUCUUCUGUGUCGAGGAGGAGACUGCCUCAACACCGAUGGAAGUUAUGAGUGUGAAUGUCCCAAUGGAUACACACUGAGCAGUGAUGGCUCUGCCUGUGAAGAUUUAAAUGAAUGUGAACUGAGUGAAAACUUGUGCCGAAAUGGACAGUGUGUAAACAUGCCAGGAACAUACCAAUGUUCAUGCGAGACAGGUUACCAGGCCACACCUGACAGACAAAGCUGUGUUGAUAUCGAUGAGUGCACGAUUAUGAACGGAGGGUGUGAAACACAUUGUACAAACUCAGAAGGAAGUUAUGAGUGCAGCUGCAGUGAAGGCUACGCGCUGAUGCCUGACCUGAGGACGUGUGCCGAUAUUGAUGAGUGUGAAGAGUCUCCUGACAUUUGCGAUGGAGGCCAGUGCACCAACAUCCCCGGUGAAUAUCGGUGUUUGUGUUAUGACGGCUUCAUGGCUUCAAUGGACAUGAGGACUUGUAUCGAUGUGAAUGAGUGUGACCUGAACCCAAACAUCUGUCUCCAUGGGGACUGCGAGAACACCAAAGGCUCUUUCAUCUGCCAUUGUCAGCUGGGAUACUUUGUGAAGAAGGGAUCCACCGGCUGCACAGACGUUGAUGAAUGUGAGGUUGGAGCCCAUAACUGCGACAUGCACGCUGCCUGCAUCAAUGUACCUGGAAGCUUUAAAUGUCGCUGCAGAGACGGCUGGAUCGGUGAUGGGAUCAAGUGUAUUGACCAGGACGAGUGCUCUGCAGAGGACCACAACUGCAAUAUCAAUGCAGACUGUCUGAACACACCUGGCUCCUACAGGUGCACGUGUAAAGAGGGCUUCAACGGAGAUGGAUUCUCGUGCUCAGACAUGGAUGAGUGUGCCGAAAAUGUGAACUUGUGUGAAAAUGGACAGUGCCUGAAUGCCCCUGGCGGAUACCGCUGUGAGUGUGAGAUGGGCUUCACUCCGACAGAAGACAACAAAGCCUGUCAAGAUAUUGACGAGUGUAACUUCCAGAACAUCUGUGUGUUUGGGACAUGUCAGAAUCUCCCAGGAAUGUUCCGCUGCGUCUGCGAUGACGGCUAUGAGCUGGAUCGGAGUGGAGGAAACUGCACUGACAUCAAUGAGUGUGCUGACCCGGUGAACUGCAUAAAUGGCCUUUGUGUGAACACGCCCGGUAACUACCUGUGUAACUGUCCUGCCGACUUUGAGCUGAACCCAACUGGAGUCGGCUGUGUGGACACUCGUGUUGGUAACUGCUUCCUGGACGUCUUGGCUCGAGGAGAUGGGGGGAUCUCCUGCAGUGCUGAGAUUGGGGUGGGGGUGACUCGAGCUUCCUGCUGCUGCUCUUUGGGAGGAGCCUGGGGAAACCCCUGUGAACUGUGCCCUCCCUCCAACUCCACUGAGUAUAAGACGCUCUGUCCCGGUGGAGAGGGUUUCAGACCAAACCCCAUCACUGUUAUUCUUGAAGAUAUUGAUGAGUGCCAGGAGCUGCCUGGUCUGUGCCAGGGAGGAAACUGUGUGAAUACGUUUGGCAGCUUUCAGUGCGAAUGUCCUGCAGGCUACUACCUAAAUGAAGAGACCCGUAUCUGUGAAGAUAUUGAUGAAUGUACAACUCACAUUGGCAUCUGUGGGCCUGGUACCUGCUACAACACAUUAGGCAACUACACCUGUGUUUGCCCUCCAGAAUACAUGCAAGUAAAUGGAGGAAACAACUGCAUGGACAUGAGGAAGAGUGUUUGUUAUCGUAACUUCAAUGACACAUGUGAGAAUGAGCUGUCCUUUAACAUGACCAAAAAGAUGUGCUGCUGUGCCUAUAAUGUGGGGAAAGCCUGGAAUAAACCCUGUGAAGCAUGUCCUACGCCUGCUACCAAUGAAUACCAACUUCUAUGUGGAAACCAGGCACCAGGCUUCAUCAUUGACAUUCACACAGGAAAACCUAUUGAUAUCGAUGAAUGCAGGGAAAUCCCUGGGAUCUGUGCCAAUGGUGUCUGUAUCAACCAGAUCGGCAGCUUCCGCUGUGAAUGUCCAAUGGGCUUCAGUUACAACAACAUCCUGCUCAUUUGUGAAGAUAUUGACGAGUGUAACAGCGGGGACAACCUGUGCCAGCGAAACGCCAACUGUAUCAACAUACCAGGCAGCUACCGCUGUGAAUGCUCUCCAGGAUUCAAACUUUCUCCAAGCGGCGCUUGUGUUGAUCGUAAUGAAUGCCAGGAAAUCCCUAAUGUCUGCAGCCAUGGAGAGUGCAUCGACACUCAGGGAAGCUACCGCUGCCUUUGCCACAAUGGUUUCAAGGCCACUCUGGACCAAACCAUGUGCAUGGACAUUGAUGAGUGUGACAGACAGCCGUGUGGCAAUGGCACCUGUAAAAACACGGUGGGAUCCUACAACUGUUUGUGUUUCCCUGGCUUCGAGCUCACACACAACAAUGACUGCAUGGACAUCGAUGAGUGCAGCGCUUUGCAGGGUCAAGUGUGCAGGAAUGGGCACUGCAUCAAUGGCCUGGGCUCCUUCCAGUGUCUCUGUCUGGAAGGAUAUGAAAACACACCAGAUGGGAAAAACUGCGUUGAUAUCAAUGAAUGUGUCAGUCUGCCUGGCACUUGCUCUCCAGGAACCUGUCAAAACCUGGACGGUUCCUUCAGAUGCAUUUGUCCCCCUGGAUAUGAAGUUCAGAAUGACCAGUGCAUAGAUAUUAAUGAGUGUGAUGUGGAGCCCAACAUCUGCCAGUUUGGCACCUGUAGCAACACUCCAGGCAGCUUCCAGUGCACAUGCCAACCCGGCUUUGUUCUCUCCGACAACAAGCGCAGCUGCUAUGACACCAGAGAGAGUUUCUGCUUCACUAAGUUUGAGAGUGGAAAAUGUUCAGUGCCCAAAGCCUUCAACACGACUAAGGCAAAAUGCUGCUGCAGUAAGAUGCCUGGAGAGGGCUGGGGGCUUCCAUGUGAGCUGUGUCCACAAGAGAAUGAAGCUGCUUUCAACACACUUUGUCCAUUUGGCCAUGGGGCUUUGCCUGGACCAGGGAACACACGCGAAGAUAUGAACGAGUGCCUAGAUAACCCGGGCAUUUGUCAGAAUGGUAUCUGCAUCAACACAGACGGGUCGUUCCGCUGUGAAUGUCCAUUCGGGUACAAUCUGGAUUACACUGGAGUCAAAUGUGUCGACACUGAUGAGUGCUCUAUUGGAAAUCCAUGUGGAAACGGGACCUGCACAAAUGUUGUUGGUGGAUUUGAGUGUGCUUGCAAUGAAGGCUUCGAACCGGGAACUAUGAUGACCUGUGAAGAUGUAAAUGAAUGCUCCCAGAAUCCACUGCUCUGUGCUUUUCGCUGCGUCAACACGUUUGGUUCUUAUGAGUGUAUGUGUCCGUCCGGUUACGUCCUCAGAGAUGACCACCGCAUGUGCAGAGACCAGGACGAGUGUGCUGAGGGCCUGGACGACUGUAACUCAAAGGGGAUGAUCUGUAAGAACUUGAUCGGGACGUUUAUGUGCAUCUGCCCCCCUGGAAUGCAGCGGCGUCCAGACGGAGAAGGCUGCAUGGAUUUGAAUGAGUGCCGUGCCAAACCGGGAAUAUGCAAGAAUGGAAGAUGUAUCAACACUGUGGGAAGUUACCGCUGCGAGUGCAACGAUGGUUUUGAGCCCAGCUCCACAGGAACAGAGUGCAUUGACAACAGAAAAGGCUUCUGCUACAUGGAGGCUCUGCAGACCAUGUGUCAACAGUCCUCCACGAACAGAAACAGCGUCACAAAGUCUGAGUGCUGCUGCAACGCAGGCAGAGGAUGGGGGACACAGUGUGAGCUCUGUCCACUGCCAGGAACUGUCCAAUACAAGAAGAUGUGUCCUCAGGGACCGGGCUACACCACUGACGGCCGAGAUAUCAAUGAAUGCCUAGUGAUCCCAGACUUGUGUAAGAAUGGUCAAUGCAUAAACACCAUUGGAUCCUUCAGAUGUCACUGUAAUAUUGGUUACAAAGCAGACUUUACUGCCACUUCCUGUGUUGAUAUGGACGAGUGCUCUCUGUCUCCUAAGCCUUGUAACUUCCUGUGUAAGAACACUGAGGGCAGUUAUUUAUGCUCCUGCCCCAGAGGAUACAGCCUGCAGCCAGACGGAAAGACAUGCAAAGAUCUCGAUGAGUGUUCUACCAAACAGCACAACUGUCAGUUCCUUUGUGUAAACACCAUUGGGGGCUUCACCUGCAAGUGCCCUCCCGGCUUCACUCAGCACCAGACCGCCUGCAUCGACAAUAAUGAAUGUACGGCUCAAACCACUGUGUGUGGUUCCCGCGCCUCCUGUGUCAACACCCCAGGGAGCUUCAACUGUGAAUGUGGCAAAGGAUACUCACUGGACACUACAGGGAUCGAGUGUGAAGAUGUGGAUGAGUGCGGCACCAACCACCGCUGUCAACAUGGCUGCCAGAACAUGAUGGGCGGUUUCCGCUGUGGCUGUCCUCAGGGAUAUGUACAACACUACCAGUGGAACCAGUGUGUUGAUGAUAACGAGUGCCAGGGAGGAACAAUGUGUGGAUCUGCUUCCUGUUAUAACACACUGGGAAGCUACAAGUGUGUGUGUCCUUCAGGAUUUGACUUUGAGCAACAAAGUGGUGGUUGCCAAGAUGUAAAUGAAUGUAGCAUGGGGAACAACCCUUGCAGCUAUGGUUGCUCCAACACUGAUGGAGGAUACCUAUGUGGCUGUCCGGGUGGAUUCUACAGAGCAGGACAAGGUCAUUGCAUCUCAGGCUCAGGAUUCCCUGGGCAGCUUUCUGAGGGAGAUGAAGAGGACAGUUUAUCACCAGAGGCUUGCUACGAGUGCAAGAUUAAUGGUGGAGCUAAGAAUGGUCGACACAAGCGCAACACCGACAGCAAUGAGCUCAAUCAGGAGAAAGUUGUGAGCAUGGCCAGUGUCGACACUCAGGACAUCAUCCCCUUGAAUGUGUCUUUGGCAUCACUGCUGAACAAAGAGCCACUGUUAGAGCUGCUUCCAGCCCUGCAGCCCCUGGAGCAUCAUGUCCGCUACGUCAUCACCCACGGCAACGCUAACGAACACUUCCGGCUACUGGAACGUCGGGAUGGAAAGAGUGUGCUCCGACUCGCCAAAAAGCUCCCACCAAUCGGGUCUUACAGGCUGGACAUCAGCAGUUUACGGCUGUUCGGCCCACGGCGGCUCCACCAGCUGGAGGAGCAGCAUGACACUGACUACCUACAAGGGGAGAUAGGAGACGCCCUGCGCAUCAAGCUCCACAUUCACCUGCACUGA
Knipowitschia caucasica is the source of this 8658-nucleotide messenger RNA. The record is from the annotation of a GenBank genome assembly. Lineage: Eukaryota; Metazoa; Chordata; Actinopteri; Gobiiformes; Gobiidae.